Haliotis rubra (blacklip abalone) is the source of this 1055-nucleotide messenger RNA. RefSeq lists its product as uncharacterized. Gene Ontology annotation, biological process: synapse organization. The transcript has 9 exons. Gene Ontology annotation, cellular component: neuron projection membrane. Bases 37 to 930 code for a protein of 297 amino acids. NCBI's taxonomy places the organism in Eukaryota, Metazoa, Mollusca, Gastropoda, Lepetellida, Haliotidae. The record is from RefSeq and is a predicted model, not a curated record.
UUUCGCUUUCAUUUGAGCUCUCGAUAUUAACUUGACAUGUCGGGCGGCUGUUUGUUCAUAGUUAUCUUUCUACUAGCAGACAUCCAAUCCACAUAUCACGAACUAGUUUCAACAACUCAGAUCACAUUCGACAGGGGAGACAACGUCACCUUGACAUGCAAUAUCCCGUGUAACAGGAAGGUAUUGUGGAAGCGAUGGUACAACCCGGUCCCAAUAGCUGUCGGCAAGAGGCUGUUCGUGAAUACUCAGAAAUAUGCAUUACAAGAGAACCACGGUGAUUUUCAACUGACCGUCAUAUCUGCACGUCGUCCAGAUGCAGGGAUCUAUGACUGUGUCUACAAGAACGCUAGCAGGAAGCUUGUACAGCGGUUUGAAUUAACGCUCAAAGGUGAAGACGCUUCUAAUGAAAGCAUAUCAGGCAUAUCUGUUGCCGCAGCGUGUGGCAGAACAGCCAAACUACACUGUACCGUCAAAGUUCGCAAGCCAUCCAAGGUUAUAUGGAUGGACAACCGGGGACUGCUUGUAUCUGUUGGCAAAACAAGCUUCAGAUCUAGAUACAGGAGCUCUUAUGACAACAUAAGCAAUUCCUGGCAGUUGAGGAUCAGGCCCGUGACCAAACACGACUUUGGACAUUUUACCUGCAUGGUAAAGGGUGAUACCGUCAUGGCUGUUGAUGUGACCUUGAAAAGAAAAGGAAACUCGACCUUGUGCCUCUCAAGCCCUGGGGAUCACACAGAAAACAGGACUUCUCCAGCCAAUGCAACACAGGCCAGUGAUGAAGAUACAACUCUUUCCUGGGGGGACCUUCACGCCACAGAGAAAUACGACGACACAAGACAACCAGGACCUGCUGAAACUUCUCUACUUCUUCAACUCCGAACAGGUCUGGUCAUUCUCGGUGUUGGGUAUGCGGUGUUGUGUCAGCAGUGAUCUGUGUCGUCGCUCUCUGUACUGUCAGAAGAAUCACCCACCUGACCAGCACUGCCCGGGGACCGGAGACCGAGAGGGAGCCCCCUCGGACUGAGGAAACAUCACUGUCGAGCUCGAGGUGGCAC